AUGGCAGCCAACAGUUUUGCAGCCUCUUCAACUGUUGUUGGUUUGGGUACCUCCCAUCUCCACCGCUCCUUAUCCAAAUCUACUAACUUAACUUCAGAACCUGAGGUGCAUCCUGUCCAGAGUCGUUAUUUUGAUCUUCAUGAAUUAUUCAUAGAUGACAUUAUAUGGGUUGAUGAAGCUGUCAGCCUGCAGAAAGCGACUUCUUAUAUUGAAGGGUGUAAAGUUGUUGGUGUAGAUUGUGAAUGGAAGCCUAACUAUGUGAAAGGUAGCAGAGCCAACAAGUUGGCCCAUUCCUACCAGAAGUUGGACUGCUUCAAGCGUUACGAAAUGCUUUUGGAUAUCCAGAAAGUAUUCAAAGAGCCUUGUGGUGGGUUAUCUGGCCUAGUGAAGAAAAUACUGGGAGCUGGUCUAAACAAAACAAGAAGGAACAGCAACUGGGAACUAAGACCUAUGAGUCAGCAACAAUUGGACUAUGCGGCUCUUGAUGCCGUUGUUCUUGUUCAUCUAUUCCACCAUAUUGGCAGCCACUCUCAAGCUGUUGAUGUCCAAGACAAUAAUGCCAAAAUGGAGUGGAAAUCCCACAUUGUAAGUGCAUCGACUAAAUCAAAUCCAUCUCUUUUUAAAGCUGUGACUGGAGUGUCAAUUGUGGAUCAAAAUCAGGCUGUAAGGCUUCACAUGUUAGCGACACCAAGAUGUUGCGGAAGAAAGACCCUAGAGGUGAGAAGAAAUCUGAAGUUGACGUUGGGCAGCCUGAAUCCACUUGAGCUGCUUACAAGACAGAUUUGCAUUUCCAUUCUGUGAGGAAGAAUUGUAUAUAACAUAUAGUAGAGUUUAGUCAAAUGAUAACUCUUCAACGAAAUGUUGUCUUGCACUGUACAUAAUAUAUGGUAUAUACUGAUAAUACAUUGGCAACAGAUUGUAUAUAUCUCUAACGCUUAAUGAAUCCUUAAUAUU
Messenger RNA from Beta vulgaris subsp. vulgaris (sugar beet), 954 nucleotides. RefSeq lists its product as uncharacterized. The transcript is spliced from 6 exons. The coding region runs from base 1 to 801 and encodes 266 amino acids. The record is from RefSeq and is a predicted model, not a curated record. Gene Ontology annotation, molecular function: nucleic acid binding; 3'-5' exonuclease activity. NCBI's taxonomy places the organism in Eukaryota, Viridiplantae, Streptophyta, Magnoliopsida, Caryophyllales, Amaranthaceae. Gene Ontology annotation, biological process: nucleobase-containing compound metabolic process.